Messenger RNA from Malurus melanocephalus (red-backed fairy wren), 2109 nucleotides. RefSeq names its product small integral membrane protein 10-like protein 2A (gene SMIM10L3). Lineage: Eukaryota; Metazoa; Chordata; Aves; Passeriformes; Maluridae. The record is from RefSeq and is a predicted model, not a curated record. The coding region runs from base 1 to 207 and encodes 68 amino acids. The transcript has 2 exons.
AUGGCGGCGGCUCUGUCCGCGCUCGCUGCCAGGCUCUCCCAGUCGGCCGCGGCCCGCUCCUACGGCGUGUUCUGCAAGGGGCUCACCAGGACCCUGCUCAUCUUCUUCGACCUGGCCUGGAAGCUCCGCAUCAACUUCCCCUACCUCUACAUCGUCGCCUCCAUGAUGCUCAACGUGCGGCUGCAGGUCCAUAUUGAGAUCCACUGAUUUGUGACUUGGUGUGCUGCAACUAGAGUCAGUCACACUCUUCUUCAAAUCCAGCCUGUUGUGAAGCAGCAAAGCUGUGCUCGUGUUCUCCAGGAUUAUGAAGAAAGAAGAUUUUACCCAGAAAGGAGUAUGUGACAAUGGCCCAGAUCAYCACAAGCCAGCAGCUCACCUGACACACAUGCAUUCCACGUUGGACAGUUCUCAGAAUCAUAGUAGCAGUUUACAAGAAUUAUCUAACACCAGGAAUUGUUCUCUCUUUAAUCCCAUACCUCUGCCUUCUGCUGGCAAGGAAAUGCCUCUGAGUUUCAGUGAAUCAGCAGGGACAAACUCAAGUGCAGCUGCUCCUUGGAAGGAUUCAUUUCAUCUGCAUUUUUCUUCUGGGAAGGACAGUCUCGAUAGGRUUUCUCUCUGCACUGAUGGUAUUUCAGUUACAGGCUGGCUGGAAGAAGCUCSUAGCAUUUCUGGAGACUUGAGCUCAUGCUGCCCAGGAGACARCUUUGUAUGUUUUGCACAAUUCUGGCUGGGAAAUUUGCAGUGUAAUAAAAACCUGUGGUUUCUGGAAUUAGAAAGGAGCAGUAGCAAAGAGAAUGAAUUGCAGUUUGCAUUUUUUAAAGCUUUGGAGCUUGGUGGACUUGGUGAUCCCUGUUCUAAUCCAGUUGCCUCACUGAACAACUGUGCUGUGGGACUCAUAAAGAACCAGAAACCAUGUUUUUCCCUUUGUUACUCAAACCUUGUAUCUUCAGAGCAAACACUUGGAUACAAGGAAAUGCUUUUGAAUAUACAAUAUGUGACUCAUAAUUUUUACAUCAUACAGCUGGUAAUCUCUGUGCUAGCUUUUGCACUAGCAGGUCUCUGGGUAUGCAGUAGUGAAGGUAAAACACUGAGAUUUUAAUAACUACUAUUUUUAAUAUCAGCAGAAAAUAAGAGAGACAAGGUUACAGUUCAGGUUUUAGUGAGAAGUAGAUAGCUGAAGUAAAAAUUAUAGUUGUGUAAUUGCUAGUUAAACUGGCUGUUGGAAGAACAGGGACUAUUUUUAAUAAGGAAUAUCUGCAUCUGAGUGUAAAGAACUGCAUAAUCUCCAGAGUCUCUGAGACUUCUGCAGGUCUGCUGUUAACACUAAACUAGAACCCAACUUGAUUAGCACAGAGCCUUUGUUUUCUUUAGAGUUUGUAUUAGUGGAGUGUUUUGCCUAUUACUAUUUAUAACCAUUUCCAAUGAAACUUGUUUCUUGUAGAAUUGAAUUCCUGCUCUGAAUCCAACAGCAACUAAYAUAUAAAUCCUUAAAAUACUUUGAACUGGAAAGCUGUUGGGAGGGUGGUCUUCAAUACAGCGUAAUUCUCAGCAGUGUUCCUUUCCAAGGAUGGUGCUGCUCUAAUUUAACAGUAUCUUGUGAGCUUUAUUGUGCUACAAUAGACACUGUAAACAGCUUUCCAAAACAGGUUUUUAUUUCCUUGCAAAAGUGAUUGUUAUUGCUGCAGUAAUAAUUUAAGGGCCUGUUGACCUUGGCUUUGAGACAGAUUUCGGACAAUGAGAUUUGUCAAAGAAUGGGGCAAGAAUGCUAGAAUCCAUAGAGCUGCUGGUGAAUAGAAUUUGGAGAAAUAGGCUCCUGUUGGCACUUCMGUGGAGAAACUCAUUGUGCAGUAGGUCAAACUUUGAACUCAAUGUCCAAAAUUCUCAAUGAGGGCAUUGCUGUAGAUGGGCUUGGUGUGCUCUAAAAGGACACGUAAAGAAGGAGGCAUUGGUGUGUGAGUUAGGAUGCAUUAUCAGCUUCCCCUUCACUCUGACCUAAAAGUGAGGACUCAGUGUGGAGUAAAGCCAUGCCAGUAAUUCACACACGAGGUAUCCUUUUUGCCAGCUGGUCUUGGUUCAUCUGGGAAAGAGGUGGUGAUGUUGCAGUUAGUU